UUGUGGACGCUAACAAAGAGGAGAAAAUCCAGCAUCUGAAGCUCUCACUUGAAAAUUGGUGCCAUGGAUGCAGCAGAGUUUCGGCGCAGAGGCAAGGAGAUGGUCGACUAUGUGGCUGACUACCUGGAAAAUGUUGAAAAGCGAUCAGUCUACCCAGAUGUUGAACCGGGGUAUCUCCGUUCUUUGAUCCCCACUGAGGCGCCACUGGAGCCAGACAGUUAUGAUGAAAUUAUUAAAGAUGUGGAGAGGGUCAUAAUGCCUGGGGUCACCCACUGGCACAGCCCAUACUUUUUUGCCUACUUUGCAGCUGCCAGCUCUUACCCUGCCAUGCUGGCCGACAUGUUAUGUGGAGCCAUUGGCUGUAUUGGAUUCUCAUGGGCUGCCAGUCCAGUCUGUACAGAGUUGGAGACAGUGAUGUUAGACUGGCUGGGGAAGAUGCUGAAACUGCCUGAGCAUUUUUUAGCCGGAACCGAUGGCCACGGAGGAGGUGUCAUCCAGGGUACAGCCAGCGAAGCGACCCUGAUGUCCAUGCUCGCUGCCCGCUGUAAAGCAGUCCGCAGGGGUCAAGCUCUCAACCCAGAAAAAUCAGAGGCUGAAAUCCUCUCCAAACUGGUGGCAUACACCUCUGAGCAGGCUCACUGCUCGGUGGAGCGUGCGUCUCUGAUUGCCGGCACGAUGAUAAAGAAGGUUCCCACAGACAACAGCUAUGCUGUUGGGGGGGCCAUGCUGAAGAAGAUGCUGGAGGAAGACAAAGCAGCUGGACUCAUCCCCUUCUAUUUCUGUGCCACUCUCGGCACCACGCCAUCAUGUGCUUUUGAUCGCAUCACUGAGCUUGGGCCCAUAUGUAAUGAGGAAAAUAUGUGGAUGCACAUUGAUGCAGCAUAUGCCGGGAGUGCAUUCAUCUGCCCUGAAUUUAGGCCUCUGUUGAAUGGCGUUGAGUUUGCAGACUCUUUCAACUUCAACCCACACAAAUGGCUUUUAGUCAACUUCGACUGCUCUGCAAUGUGGGUGAAGAAAAGACAGGACAUUAUCGGAGCCUUCAAGAUGGAACCACUCUACCUGAAACACGAAAACCAGGAGUCAGGGCUAGUCACAGAUUAUAGGCACUGGCAGAUCCCACUGGGAAGAAGGUUUCGCUCACUAAAGAUGUGGUUCGUCUUCCGUAUUUAUGGACUCCAUGGCCUGCAGGCUCAUAUACGCAAGCAAGUGGGACUGGCCAAAGAGUUUGAGAGUCUUGUACGAGCGGACAAGAGAUUCGAGAUCUGCGCUGAGGUCAUCAUGGGACUGGUCUGUUUCAGGCUCAAGGGCUCCAAUGAAUUAAACCAGCUCUUGCUGAAAAAGAUCAACAAGAGCAGAGAGAUCCACCUGGUGCCUUGCCAGCUCUCAGGCCGCUUUGUACUGCGCCUUGCCAUCUGCGCACGCACUACUGAGUCAUACCACAUCCAACAAGCGUGGCGGCACAUCACCCAGCUGACCUUUGAGCUUUUGCAGGAACACAAUAAAUGACCAACAGGCUUAAUAGGGGCUGUCCACACCGAUGCCAAGAUGAGGACCAAAGUUAGGACAAAGAUUCUGAGUUCCAUGUCGCAAAUGUAAAAUGUCAAAAAGGGAAUAAACAAUGAUUUCACAACAAUCUUAGCAGUCAGGCAUCUUUCUACCUGAAGCGGUAUCCAGGUUAUCCAGUCUAGUAAGUAGUGGUAAAUAUUUUGCUGAUUUAAUGUAUUAUUUCACAAAAUAACCCAAAGGUGUAUAAAAGUAAAGAGGGCAGGUUCUAAAUAUUACAUUUUCUAUGUGCAACUUCUCCCUCUAUUGACUUUUUUUAUUUGUCAGUCUCUAAUCAUUUUGUUUUUGUCCUCAUCGUAAUGCAGUCAUUCCGCUGCACAGAUGUCUUUACUGCGUAUGCCGCUUCUGUGUCUUUUAUGUAAAGAAUUUGGUUGACAUGGGAUGAUUUUUUUGUGAUUCUGCAAUGAAUGUAUUGCACAUUUUGUGUGAGAAUGAUUAUUUGAGUCUGUGUGUCAUCAGUUCUCUGUGGGAGCCCAUACAGAAACAGCUUUUUUAUGUCUAUGUUUAGUGAUAUGUUUCAGUGAAGGAUUAGAAACAAAUGAGUUGUGAAAGUCUGAGGAAAAAUUACUUUAUCACAUUAUCUUACUGUAGUUUGGCUAUAUAUUUUAUGAAAGGGUUCAUAGAGCCUGUGAAGUUAAAUGAUUCUAACAUUACUCCAAGUAAUUAGGGCAAAUCCGUUUUAUAAGUGCAUUUAUUUAUUUAUGACAUAGGUAAUUAAGUUUAAUAUAAAACGGCA
This is a messenger RNA of Plectropomus leopardus (leopard coralgrouper), 2299 nucleotides long. RefSeq names its product dopa decarboxylase (gene ddc). Gene Ontology annotation, biological process: amino acid metabolic process; serotonin biosynthetic process; catecholamine metabolic process. NCBI's taxonomy places the organism in Eukaryota, Metazoa, Chordata, Actinopteri, Perciformes, Serranidae. Gene Ontology annotation, cellular component: cytoplasm. Gene Ontology annotation, molecular function: aromatic-L-amino-acid decarboxylase activity; pyridoxal phosphate binding. The record is from RefSeq and is a predicted model, not a curated record.